UGAUUUGAAAUGCCUUGAAAUAUUUAUUCUUUGUGGUUGCUCGAAAUUUGAAGAGUUACUUGAGAAUUUUGGGAACUUAGAAAUGUUGAAGGAGUUUUGUGCGGAUGGAACUGCUAUUGAGAAACCUUGAAAUAUUAUCCUUUGAGGGAUGUAAAGGACCACCACUAUCUACUUCAUGGUUGUUGCCAAGAAGAAGUUCAAAUUUCAAUAGUUUCGUAUUGUCUCCUUUGUCAAGUUUAAGCUCCUUAAAAACUCUAAGCCUAAGUGCCUGCAAUAUAUCAGAUGGAGCAACUCUUGAUAGUCUUGGCUUCUUAUCUUCACUGGAAGAUUUAGAUUUAAGUGAGAACAACUUUGUUACUCUGCCUUCAAAUAUCAACCGACUUCCUCGCUUGAAAAUGCUUGGGUUGGAAAAUUGUAAAAGAUUGCAAGCACUGCCAGAGCUUCCAACAAGCAUACGUAGUAUAAUGGCUCGUAAUUGCACAUCAUUGGAAACAAUCUCAAAUCAAUCAUUUGGCUCCCUACUAAUGACUGUCAGAUUGAAGGAACAUAUCUAUUGCCCAAUAAAUCGGGAUGGCCUUUUAGUUCCUGCACUCAGUGCAGUUAUUUUUGGGAGUAGAAUACCAGACUGGAUAAGGUACCAGAGCUCAGGGACUGAAGUAAAAGCAGAGCUACCUCCAAAUUGGUUUAAUUCCAACUUCCUGGGUCUUGCUUUGUGUGUUGUCACUGUUCCCAGGCCGGGUCUUGUGUCACUUGCCGAUUUUUUUGGUCUUUUUUGGAGAUCAUGUACCUUGUUCUAUUCCACAUCCAAUCACGCUUCUUCCUCCUUAGGUGUUUACACUUGUCCAAAUCAUCUUAAGGGAAAGGUGGAGUCAGAUCACUUGUGGCUGGUUUAUGUACUGCUUCCCCACUUCAUCAAUGGGAGAAUUGUGUAUUUUAUCAUCAUCGUCCAGACAGAAUAA
Molecule: messenger RNA, 959 nt
Organism: Vitis vinifera (wine grape)
Lineage: Eukaryota; Viridiplantae; Streptophyta; Magnoliopsida; Vitales; Vitaceae
Product: disease resistance protein RPP2B-like
Exons: 3
Coding region: 105-959 (284 amino acids)
Molecular function (GO): protein binding
Source: RefSeq, a predicted model, not a curated record